Molecule: messenger RNA, 825 nt
Organism: Cariama cristata (Red-legged seriema)
Lineage: Eukaryota; Metazoa; Chordata; Aves; Cariamiformes; Cariamidae
Gene: LNP1
Product: leukemia NUP98 fusion partner 1
Exons: 3
Coding region: 88-687 (199 amino acids)
Source: RefSeq, a predicted model, not a curated record
GUGAGGCUACUGGCUUGGUGGUGGCAUUUGACCUUGCUUUUCCUUGUCUGGUUGGGAGACACCCCCCCAAGUUUGGAGCAUCUGUACAUGGAAUAUGAAGAGGAUGAUGAUAUUUCCUUUGCAAAAUGGAUGAGCAGCUUCUGGGGCCACAACUUGAUCGAUGAGAGUGAGAAAGAGGGUAGAGGCCACAAGAAACGUCAGACACGACCCUUUAGUGAAAGGAGAGCCUCCCUUCCGGCCACACUUUCCUCCCUCCAUACAACACGACUUCAUGCUUCUACCAAAGGCUCAUCUUCAGGCCAUCUCAAGGGCUCCAAGGAAUUUCAAGAAGACCAAGAUGUCAGAUGCCACUGCCACAGGAAGGCAAGCAGAACACCUUCAGGAGACAGCUCGUGCCCAGAGACAAGAUCAAACUCCAUCCAGGAAUUUGCAGAGUCCUUUGAAAAGCAAUUGCAUCUCAAAAGCAAACGCUCAGUUUCUUUGCAACCUGAAGGCAUGAAGGAGAGAAGAGAAAGAGAAAGAUUGCAUUUGAGAAAAAGCAAGUCUCACAAGAGAAUGGGAGAGAAAUCAGAGCCAAGGAGAGAGCAGGAAGAAGAUGAAGGUUCAGAAGUUGUACCUGCAAAACACAACGAACAGUUUCCAUCACAAGCAAGCAUUGAGAAAGGAUAUUUAUGCACAGGCAGCUAGAAUGCAUUGAGAUAAUGAAUUUUAACACUCCCCCUGAAGAGCAGAGGGAGCAUUCUUGUUGUGUUUUGACUAGAAGAGGCCUGUAAGAUAGAAUAAACCCUAACCUGUAAAAUAAAAGUAAAAUUCAAUUGCAUCAUU